GGAGAUUCGUACCUAGCAUUUGAUCGCCCUUUUCUUGCUGCUUCCUCACCUAAACCCGAGUUUCCCAUCUCCUCCUCCAUUUUCAGUCUUGCUUCGAUUUUUUAAUUUCUUUUUAUUCGCUUAAAUUUUUUAGAGAGCGAAACUAAUGGCGGUUGUCGCUAAGAUCGCACCGUCGAUGUUGUCGUCGGACUUCGCCAAUCUCGCGUCGGAGGCCGAACGCAUGCUCCGCUGCGGCGCCGAUUGGCUCCACAUGGACAUCAUGGAUGGGCACUUUGUUCCAAAUCUUACAAUUGGAGCUCCGGUUAUUGAGAGUUUGCGGAAGCAUACAAGGGCAUACUUGGACUGUCAUCUUAUGGUUACAAAUCCCCUAGACUAUGUGGAACCAUUAGCUAAGGCUGGCGCUUCAGGUUUUACAUUUCAUGUUGAAGUGACAAAAGACAAUUGGCAAGAAGUAAUCCACAAAGUCAAGACUAAGAACAUGAGAGCUGGUGUAGCCCUGAAGCCUGGGACUCCUAUAGAAGAAGUGUAUCCAUUGGUUGAAAGCAGUGAUCCUGUAGAGAUGGUCCUUGUGAUGACGGUGGAACCCGGAUUUGGAGGUCAAAAGUUCAUGCCAGAAAUGAUGGAUAAGGUUCAUGUUUUGCGGAAGAAGUACCCGUCCCUUGAUAUAGAGGUCGACGGUGGGUUGGGACCAUCAACCAUUGAUAUGGCUGGAAGCUCAGUUUUCGGAGUUCCAGACCCGGCCCAGGUUAUUUCCACUCUGAGGAACAGCGUCGAAUCAUCUCAGCGCAAGAGUUAACCUUAUGGAGUUUCGAAAUGUACACAUAUAUACAAUUUAUAUGCCAAACAAAAUAAUGUUGAAGUAGCGUGCGGUACAAUUGUGAUAAUUGUAAGAAUAAUUCAAAUUCAACAUGUACUGGUGCUCGUUGAGUGGCACUUUCAUAUAUUUGAAAUGGUUGAGGGCUGAUUAAUUCCUUGAGAUAAAGCGAAAUACUCCAAGUUUCAGUGAAUAA
Messenger RNA from Asparagus officinalis (garden asparagus), 1010 nucleotides. RefSeq names its product ribulose-phosphate 3-epimerase, cytoplasmic isoform-like. Gene Ontology annotation, molecular function: metal ion binding; D-ribulose-phosphate 3-epimerase activity. Gene Ontology annotation, cellular component: cytosol. Gene Ontology annotation, biological process: carbohydrate metabolic process; pentose-phosphate shunt, non-oxidative branch; pentose-phosphate shunt. The record is from RefSeq and is a predicted model, not a curated record. NCBI's taxonomy places the organism in Eukaryota, Viridiplantae, Streptophyta, Magnoliopsida, Asparagales, Asparagaceae.